Messenger RNA from Sceloporus undulatus (fence lizard), 4776 nucleotides. Its product is annotated as zinc finger and SCAN domain-containing protein 30-like. The transcript has 5 exons. The record is from RefSeq and is a predicted model, not a curated record. NCBI's taxonomy places the organism in Eukaryota, Metazoa, Chordata, Lepidosauria, Squamata, Phrynosomatidae. Gene Ontology annotation, molecular function: RNA polymerase II cis-regulatory region sequence-specific DNA binding; DNA-binding transcription factor activity, RNA polymerase II-specific. Bases 506 to 2068 code for a protein of 520 amino acids. Gene Ontology annotation, biological process: regulation of transcription by RNA polymerase II.
CCUCUGCAGCUCCGCCAUUAAAUCCCAGGCAAAGAGGAGGAACAAUUGCAAAAGCAAUUGCAAAGCCUUUGCAAAGCCAGGCAUCCAGGAAACAGCAAGAAGAGGAGGAGAUCAAGCUGAAUCCCACCCAGACAACAAAGCCCCCCGCAAAGAAGACGAAGUUCAACACCUGAAUAUCCCCCAGUAUCUCUUCGACUACUAGAGGACUCUUUUCUCACCAAGUAUAGCUCUUUUGUCAGCAAGGAUAUCUCAUCAGCUUUGAGUUUUAUUUUCUUGCAGCGCUAGAAAACCCAAACGAGGAAGCAGAACAUCAUUUCAAUCUUUGCCUCCAUAGAGAGUGAAGGACUUUGCUUGGAAUCAACCUGACAGUUAAGAGAUUUUUUGCUUUCGACUUCUGGGUCCAAGAGGAAUAAUCAAGGGAAAAAGGAGGAAUAUUCUCUAGGAUCAGAACUGAAAGAGAAAAAGGUUUAGGAGAAUCUACCAGGGCAAUAUUUAAUCUGAAUAUAUGGCCAAGCGACCAGGAUGGGGAACGUCUCAAGAAGGCAAAGGGGAACCAGGUAGUGGGAUGCAACAGCACUGGGAAAACCAGUGGCAAGAGUUCCUGAAAACAAUGCAACCCAUUCACACAGGAGAGGAAAAUGUCAUCAUGUCGGAGGCUGUUCCUUGGGAGGACACCAAGGCCUUCCUGGCCUCCUUUGAGCAGGUGGCCAAAGCUUGUCGGUGGCCUAGAGAAGAGUGGGUGGCCCGGCUCCUUCCAGCACUGAGUGGAGAAGCAGAGCAGGCCUUUCAGAACCUGGAAGCCAGUGACAGGGAGGAUUAUGGGAAAGUGAAGGCUGCCAUCUUGCGACAGGAUGCCCUGAGAAUGGAACUGCAGCGCCAGCAUUUCCGGCAGUUCUGCUGCCCGGAGGUUGAGGAUCCCCGAAGGAUUCACAGCCAAGUCCAGGAGCUUUGCCAUCGGUGGCUGAAGCCGGAGAGACGCAGCAAGGAGCAGAUCCUGGAGGUGCUGAUCCUGGAGCAAUUCCUGGCCAGCCUCCCCCCAGAUCUGCAAAACUGGAUCCGAGCCGGAGGACCAGACACCUGCUCCCAGGCUGUGGCUUUGGUGGAGGACUUCAUGAUGAGCCAACGAGAGGAUGAAAUGGGGAAAUGGCAGGGGAUGAUGAACCUCAAGGAAACAGAGGUGCCUUUGCAUGUGGUUCAGGAGACUCGAACACAGCCCUCGCACCAGACCAUGUUCUGGCAAGUGCUGCCGGAAGAUGUUGAGAGCAGGCCGGCUUCAGGAGAGAAGAGGAUUCUGGUCAAGACGAAGGAGCCAGGCCCAGCAGAAGUCCACGUCAAGUUGGCAGAAGAAUCUGUAGGGAACCUUCUUGUGGCAGCUGAAAUACCUGGUGAUGGGAAGGGACCUAAGCUCAAGGUGGGGAAUUCUUACUGUGGGGAAGAUCAAGUGGAGGAAAUAUCUCAGACGAUCCCAUGUAUAAUCCAGAGGAAUGUGUCAAUGAUAACAGAAAUUGAUGAAGAAAUAUGUUCAUCCAGAAAGCAGCAGUGGAAAAAAUCUGUGAAUGGGGACCAUGAAUCCAUUCUCACAGGUGGCAGGAACGAAAUGUUUGGGCACCCAAGAUCCAAAACACCGUUGGCCUCCAAAUACGGGAGAAGAUAUGAAUGUCCCGAGUGUAGGAAAACCUUUUCUUCGACAAAAAUCUUAAAGAUCCACCGGAGGAUUCAUACUGGGGAGAGGCCUCACGAGUGCUCCCACUGUGGGGAACGUUUCACUCAGCAUGGGCAUUUGCGACGCCACCAGAGACGGCACACGGGUGAGAGCCCCUACGAAUGCCCCGAGUGCGGAAAGAGCUUUUCACGGAGAGACACACUGCUCGAACAUCAAAGGAUCCAUACUGGGGAGAGGCCCUAUAAGUGUUCUUAUUGUGGGAAAGGCUUCACCAAGAGCAUCACUUUGAAGCGACAUCAGAUACUUCAUAUAGAGGAGGAAUAUUUUGGACGUCUUGAGUAUGGCGAACACUUUAUUCACAAGGGCGAAUUGGUUAGCCACCAGAGGAUGCACAUAGCGCAUUAACUGCUUCUUGUCCUGUGAAGUCUUUUGCACAGACAGUUCCCAUUGUCUUUUUUUUCCAAACUAGGGAAUUCUAAUAGUGAAAAAAGGCAGGGGGUUGGACUGGAUGGCCCUUGCUGUCUCUUCCAACUCUUUGAUUCUAUGAUUCUAUGAAAAAGUCUUAUCUUGGACUAUGAACUUACCAUUCUCGAACUACAAAUUAUCAACAGGUAUUAUAAAUUUCAGAGCAAUAAGGAAGUCUUUUGUGCUUUAAUACCAGGCCUCCCCAAGACUCCAUGCAGUGCCAGACAUGGAUGCCUGUUACUUAUAAGAUAAGCCUUAUUAGCGGUACAUGAUGCAGCAGAUGGUACACAACCGAGAAGCAUUCUCACUCUUUCUGGAUGGCAUCCGACAUUUCUUCAUAGCCAAUGGAAUUGUUUAAGUUCCUAAACAAUUAAUUCUGCUCAGACUAUUCCUGGCUGGCUGUCCGGUUCCCUAUGGCUAGCUACGGGGUCCAUGGCUAGGGUGCACCCUGCCUAGGGUGAGGUUGAUGAAAGAUAAGAAUCCCAAGGGCUAUAUAGUGCAGAAGCAAAGAAAAUCAAAGUGCAAAAGCAUGACCCAGCUCGACCUCAUAGUCAUAAAAACUGUGCAAGCAGGUUACUAACAGAGGAAAAAUCCCUUCCCCAGUACAUUCUCAGCCUUCUUAUGUCAUCCUAGUCUCAAACUGUCAAGCUGAUACAAAAAAUAAAAUAAAAUAAAAAUAAAUCAAAACCACUCCUCUACAAAUUAAAUCUUUCAGUACCACUGGACAGCUGUUAACAUUUGGCCAUGGUGCUAGCAAGGACCCAUCUGCACUACAGGAAGAAGACUUUUGUCUGGAGCAAUAGAGGAAUGCAUUUCUGGAUCAAUGCACUUGCUUCACACCAGGAGUGAUGCAAGCGAUCAUAUUUUUUUAGCCGUUGGCUGUUGGUUUUCCAUUUCGGUGUCCUGUUUGAUUUGGCAAUUUCACUGCCAAUUCUUUUCAGGAAGAUUGUCCUCUUAAUUUGCCUGGGAGCUCCUCUGUUCAGUAAAAGGGAUGCUAAGAGAAAUAGCUGUACGUACAUUUUGUAAAAGAAAACAGCUCUCCCUCCUGACCAUUUCUCUAUACUUCCUUUGAUUGACGCGUAUUUUAAAAUAGGGAAAUCUGGGAGUGCAGUGAAGUUUUCCAUUGGCAAGUUUAGCAAAGGAAAUCAAAAGAGCAAGACAACCCUUGCUCCGCACUCUUUUUAGUUGUACAGUAUUCUCUAAUCUUCUGGUAGUUGUUUUGUAUCCAGAACUGGCCCAAAUGUGUUAGCUUUUCCAUUUGUUGUUGUUGUUGUUGUUGUUAUGUGCCUUCGAGCCAGUUCCAACUUCUGAUGACCCUACUGUACAGUUUACUUGGACAGAUUUAUUCAAAGGAAGUUUGCCACUGGCUUCCUUUGAGACUGAGAGAGUGCAGCUUGCAUAGGGCCACAAUCAAACCACUACACCAUACUGGCUCUCAGGUUUUUCCAUACCUGUGGGAAACUUCAUUGCCAUUUUCCCCUUUUGAAGUAUGGUUUGGGCAAGGGGCUGAGGAAACUUUAAGAAAAAGGGUGUACUUAAAUAGAUUCUAUUUAGAAAAGGCGAUGGAACAAAACAAACUUUAAUAGGCUGAGGUGAGCAACUGUGUGGGGUCCAAGGUUCAGCUUCUCCCCUUCAUGCACCAUGCUGUCACUUGAAUACCUCCAUUUUUCUUGAGUCCCUCUCAAAAUGGCAUCUAACAUACCUCCAUUUUUCUUCAGAGUCUCUCUGAAAAUAGAGGCACUGUCACAUCACAUCUAGUCACCAUUUUGAGAGGGACUCUAAUGAAAACAGCAGUUCUUUGGGGAUGAGGAGCUAUGCAUGGGGGGGCGCUGGGUACAGUUGGACCUCCACAUUUGCAGUGUUGAUCUUUGCAGAUUAGAUUGUUCGCAGAUUUGAUUAAUAUGUUUUCUCUAGGAAUCUGUAGGUCCUCCAGCGCAGUUUUGCUGGACGUUGACCAUAGAAUUGUACUAGAGAACCUAGACGUUCCGAGAGAAAACGCGUCUCUAGGCAUUUCUAGGUCCUCCAACACGGUUCCGUGAUCAACUUCUGGCAGAUGUUGACCAUAGAGUUGCAUUGAGGACCUGAAAAGUCCUAGAGGUGUUAUCUGCGGUAAAAAGAAUGGUUCUUUUUUUAAUUUGCGGUUUUCCCACAUUCACGGGGAUCCUUCACCCCAACCCCAGUGAAUGUGUAGUUUUGGAGUGAAAACCUGCUGAAAAUGGAACUUUUUAAAAAAGUUGGAAGCAUGGUGGGGUGGAUGGAAAUGGGCGAUGGGUUCAUGGCCUUUCAAAGUAAGGGGCCACACUUUCCUCUUCCUUGAAUUAGAUCCUUCCCAUCUUGAUUUAGACAAUAGGAAAUUAAUCAAUCAGAGUAGCAGGAAAUAGGAAGGCCCUUUCCUCCUAGUGGCAUUGUAUAUUUGUAUCUUAGCUCGUAUUUUUAUUUAGGGCUUUACAGUGUUAUCUUCCACGGCCAUGGAUCUGCGUUAUCUUGAUUUCUGCAAGCAAGUCCGGCCCCGGGGCUUAUCUCGAGCGCAUGGAACUUGGGGAAACUGUAGAUGAGCUGUAUUCGGUUAUGGAAUAUUGUUUUUGUCCAGUUUGAAUUUGCCAGUCUCAUUAAAAACCAUGUUAACUGUGUUUGCGAUAUUCAUUUAU